This is a messenger RNA of Triticum turgidum subsp. durum (durum wheat), 372 nucleotides long. The record is from the annotation of a GenBank genome assembly. Lineage: Eukaryota; Viridiplantae; Streptophyta; Magnoliopsida; Poales; Poaceae.
AUGGAGGCCGGCUCCGGUGCCCACGUCAAGCUCCCCGGCAGGGGCCAGCUCCUCCCCGGCACCGGCCGUCGCGUCGUCUUCCUCUCUGGCCCCUUCCGCGCCGUCAUGGACGCCACCGAGCUAGCCCUCGGCCUCGUCUCCGGGUGUAGGCUGAAGCAGCAAGUCUACUCUAGUUGCUUAUUGCUUAGUGGCUUCUUGGAUAAGAUCAAGCACUCAUUGGGGCCUCUACCACAAAUUCACCUGCCCAACUCCGCAAGGAAGGAGCAGCGGCGGGGCUGGAGAAGCACCGGCGACCCUGGGUCGAGAAGGAGCAGCGACGGGGGAGGAGAAGCAUCAGCGACCCUGGGCGGAGGAUCUGCUCGAGUUGGCUGA